AGAGGAGGGCUUCACCGUGAGAGAAGUUUGACACGCACGCACCGCAGGAACAACAGUGAGAAGAGCCCGGGGCCGUGCGGGAUAAUUCACACUGGGGUUGGCACGGUUUGACUCAGAGUGCCAGCUGCAUGGAAGUUUUGUACCCGGGAUAAACACCAGAGCUUCGGAGCGGAUCCUCCGCCUCCACCGGAGCAGCGACAGCGGGGCUCCUCCCGGUGCUCCUCCCGGUGUUCCGCCCGGGGCUCCUCCCGGUGCUCCGCCCGGUGCUCCUCCCGGUGCUCCUCCUGCCGGAAACAGUUUCUCCGGAGUUUGGCAGCCGCAGGUCUCAGUCGGUGAAGACACAUCCACACUUUUUAUAUCCAGCCCCGUGUGGCCACCGCGGUCAGUCUGCGCUGUGCACGCCGGGACAAGGAGCCUCUCUGACGGGGAACUACAGCUCAGAGAGUCGGUAAGACACGGGGCUCCUCUCCGGCUCGUCCCGCCCUCGGUGACACUUUGAGCCGUGUUUUUGUCGCCGGUUCCCCGGAGGCUCGGCGCUGCUCUCCCGCUUGUCCCCUGGCAGGGAGUUUGUUUGCCGGAGCGGAACUUGGUGUCGUCGUGGAGGAUCCCCUUCAGCCCGGACCUGGAGCGGUGACAGCGGGCUCCAACCGGAGCAGGCACCGAUUCAACAACCCGACCCUGUGUGGCGGAGCGAAUGAGGCUAACACGGACCUAGCGCCAUACCGAGCCGAGCCAGACCGUACCAUGCCCGUCCGAAAGAAAGAUGCCCAGCGAGCGCUGCUGCUGCUGGAGGAGUACCGGGCCAAGCUGAACCACACAGAGGAUCGGCAGCUCCGACACUCCAUCCAGAGGGUCAUCGACAUCUUCCAGAGCAACCUGUUCCAGGCUCUCAUAGAUAUCCAGGAGUUUUACGAAGUGACCUUAUUGGACAGUCAGCGAUGGGCAGAGUCUUCCAAGGGGGCGGACCCCAUGGCACCCGUUAACCUGUGGGACUUCUCCAGCCUUCAAAGCACAACAGUGACCUCGGACACUCUGCCCAGCCUUAGUACCAGCAUCGAGGACUGCCCCCUCCUUAAUGAAAUCCUGCACACGCUGGCGCAAGCCAAACGCUCGCCUGGCCGCGACGCACAAAAGUACAGGCACCACGAUGAGGACUUGUCCCCCCAGGACCAGAGCUCCCCCCAGCUGACGGAGGAGGGGGGGCCCGAGCUGGUCCAGGUAGCAGAGAAGAACCUUUCCCAGAUCGAGAAUGUGCACGGCUACGUCACCCACGCUCACAUCUCACCGAUGAAGGUAGUGUCCCUGGAGUGCCUCUUUGACGGUUCGUUAGGACAGCAGCCCCUGGAGCUCCCCUCCCCUACGUCCUCCACCCUCUACCCCCACGGAGAGGACAGCCCCCUCCCCUCCUGCUCCUCCAACCCUUACCCCCCAAUCCAGCAGGCCGAGGCCGCCCCGCCUUCCUCCUCCAUAAUCCCUGUGAUCCCAAUCUCGCCAAUCCCAGCCGAGACCACCAUCAUCCCUCCGACGUCACAGGCCAAUCCUCCGCCUGUGGUGGUGAACACGGACAGCCUGGACACGCCUCCAUACGUGAACGGGACGGAGGCCGAUUAUGAGUACGAGGAGAUCACGCUGGAGAGGGGAAACUCGGGGCUGGGCUUUAGCAUCGCUGGCGGCACAGACAACCCCCACAUCGGUGAAGACCCCAGCAUCUUCAUCACCAAAGUCAUACCUGGAGGAGCCGCCGCCCAGGAUGGACGGCUCAGGGUUAAUGACGUCAUCCUGAGAGUUAACGAGGCGGAUGUUCGAGACGUGACCCACAGCCGAGCAGUGGAGGCCCUGAAGGAGGCUGGUUCUCUGGUCCGACUCUACGUCCGCCGGAGGAAACCUGUCUCUGAGAAGGUGAUGGAGCUCAAACUGGUGAAAGGACCCAAAGGUCUCGGCUUCAGCAUAGCAGGCGGAGUGGGGAACCAGCACAUCCCGGGCGACAACAGCAUCUACGUCACCAAGAUCAUCGAAGGUGGAGCCGCACAUAAAGACGGGCGGCUGCAGAUCGGAGACAAACUACUGGCUGUGAACAGCGCUUGCCUGGAGGAGGUGAGCCACGAACACGCCGUCACUGCCUUGAAAAACACUCCUGACGUGGUCUACUUGAAAGUGGCUAAACCCAACAGUGUCUUCAUGAACGACAGCUUCGCCCCGCCCGACCUCACCAACUCGUACUCGCAGCACAUGGACAACCAUAUCAGCCCCCCCAACUUCCUCGGUCAGGCCCUGCCCCCACCGGCGUCCUCUGGACGCUACUCCCCGACCCCAAAGAGCAUGCUGGGAGACGACGAUGUCACACGGGAGCCAAGGAAGGUGGUGCUGCACCGCGGAGCGACGGGCCUGGGCUUCAACAUCGUGGGCGGGGAGGAUGGAGAGGGGAUCUUCAUCUCCUUCAUCCUCGCAGGGGGACCAGCCGACCUCUGUGGAGAGCUGAGGAAGGGAGACAGACUUGUCUCAGUGAACGGAGUGGACCUCCGUAACGCCACCCACGAACAGGCCGCCGCCGCCCUGAAGAACGCAGGACAGACGGUGACCAUCAUUGCCCACUACAGACCAGAGGAGUACAGUCGCUUUGAGGCAAAGAUCCACGACCUGCGGGAGCAGAUGAUGAACAGCAGCAUCAGUUCUGGAUCUGGAUCUUUGCGGACAAGUCAGAAGAGGUCGCUGUACGUCAGAGCUCUGUUUGACUACGAUAAGACCAGAGACUCCGGUCUGCCCAGUCAGGGACUCAACUUUAAGUUUGGAGACAUCCUUCACGUGGUCAACGCCUCCGACGACGAGUGGUGGCAGGCCAGACAGCUGACGGCACAGGGGGAGGUGGAGGAGGUGGGGGUCAUCCCCAGCAAAAGACGCGUUGAGAAGAAGGAGCGAGCGAGACUAAAGACGGUGAAGUUCAACGCCAAGUCUCGAGAGCGAGGGCAGUCUCUCAAUGACAAGCGUAAAAAGAACCUCUUUUCCCGAAAGUUUCCGUUCUACAAGAGCAAAGAGGCGAGUGAGCAGGAGACCAGCGAUGUCGACCAACAUGUGACGUCUAACGCCAGCGAUAGUGAGAGUAGCUACCGUGGACAGGAGGAGUACGUGUUGUCGUAUGAACCCGUCGUUCAACAGGAAGUGAGCUACACCCGUCCCGUCAUCAUCCUCGGCCCCAUGAAGGACCGGAUCAACGACGACCUCAUCUCCGAGUUCCCAGACAAAUUUGGAUCCUGCGUCCCGCAUACGACCCGGCCGAAGCGGGACUACGAGGUGGACGGCAGAGAUUACCACUUUGUGGUGUCCAGAGAGCAGAUGGAGAAAGACAUCCAGGACCACAAGUUCAUCGAGGCCGGACAGUACAACAGCCACUUGUACGGAACCAGCGUGCAGUCGGUGCGAGAGGUGUCGGAGAAGGGUAAACACUGUAUCCUGGACGUGUCGGGGAACGCCAUCAAGAGACUCCAGCUCGCUCAGCUUCACCCCAUCGCCAUCUUCAUCAAACCCAAAUCAGUGGAGAACAUCAUGGAGAUGAACAAGCGUCUGACGGAGGAGCAGGGACGCAAAACCUUCGACAGAGCCACCAAGCUGGAGCAGGAGUUCACCGAGCAUUUCACAGCGGUCGUGCAGGGCGACACUCUGGAGGAGAUCUACGAUCAGGGGAAGCAGAUCAUUGAGGAGCAGUCUGGUCCGUUCAUCUGGGUUCAGUCCAAGGAGAAGUUGUGAAGAUCGAACGCUCCUCCUCUUCCUCCUCUUCCUCCUCCUCUUCUUUACAUUCUGUUGUUUUAUUUUGAAAAGGACAGAAUCCCCCACCCCACAAUCCCCCCAUGCCUGAAUCGGAUUUCGUGGUUAAGUUUCCUGACCAGCAGAGUAAAGCACACAGGAAGUGACAUCACACUCAACACGGUACGUGGAGGAGAAGAAGACGAGUGAAAGUGACGAGAAGACGAAGCAGAUUUGAUCUUUUCUUUCUUUGUGUUUUUUUUCCCUUUUCUCUCGAUGGACAGAGUUUCAGUCUCAGGCUGAGACACAAAAAGCAAAACUUUGCACGUUCGAGCUUUAACAGCAUGUUAAUCUCCCGUUUAUUUCCCAUCAGCCCCGUCACCUCGGCGCCCGACACAGUCUCCUCCUCCUCGCUGCUCCUCUCAUCUUUUUCCCUUUUCUUUUUUACACUUGAGUCAAUUCAAGAUGAGUUAAACUUUCCGCUCCUCUCGGCUGCUGGAUGUUUGUCAGGACACUGCAGGGUCCUGCUCUGCUGCCAGGGGGCGCUAUCAUCUUAUUCCAACAAAUGUCUGAUUUCAUUUCAUCAAGUCUGAUUUUAAACUUUGUCCUAAAAAAAUUCUGAAAAUUACAAAACAAAUUACAUCAUAAGAUGAAAAUUAUUUCUUGUGAUUUGAACAUUUUCUCACAAUUAAUUAUCUAAAAUUAAAGAAUAAAAACAAAUUUUAUGAAAACCGUCUCGGAAUUAAAAAAAUGUCAGAAUAAAACAAGAAAAAUCUCGACAAUUUUCUCAUGAUUCAAAUCAUUAAAAGAAUAAUGUUAUAAUACAAUGUAAACAUCAGAUUUUAUUUUAAAUCUUUUAAAAACUCAAACUCACAGAAAACGAUUAAAUUAAUAUAUUUUUUAUAGUGAAGUCGAUGAUGAACAAAUGAUUUAGAUUUAAAUCAAAUUUUCAUUAUUUUGAAACUUUUCAGCCUCAUUUCAACUAAAAGAUUUUUUAUUUCAGUGUCGUCUCAUUUCAAUAGCAGCGCCCCCUGGUGGAGCGAGUUUGAACCCUGCGGGCGCCCGGUCAGUGUCUUACCAUGGCAACGCUGUCGAUCAUGUGACGUGUGGGCGGGACCUGGAGACGAGCUGCCACCUCCAGGUGCGGGAGAAACGUGCAGACGAUUAUUGUACAAUGAGAUUUUCAGAUAUUUAACCCUCGGUAAACUGCCUAUUUUGUUAUAAUAAAAAUCUAUAUUGAACUUUACUUAAGCACUACUACUACGGGAAUUAUUUUCUUUGCAUUGUUAAUCAUAUGAAUAGAAAAGUAUAAAGAUAUUUGAAUAUGAAUAUAUAUUUUUCUUUUUCUUCGAUCACCACCUCCUCUGUCUUUUAAUUUUCUUUUUUAAACAUAAUAAAACUUAACAAGAAAACCGAAAGUGAACUUCUUCAUCUUCUUCUUCUGUGGUUUGUGUGAAAUUAACCUGUGAAGCGUCUCUUCCUGUCGGAGACGAUGACGUCAUGAGAAAAGAUGUGAAGAAGUUCAACAGUAAAUUAUUUAGUUUUAUUCCAGCACGCUGGCGACACCCGGUGGCCUCAGACGUCGUGUUUCCAGAGUCUUCAAAUGUUAAGUGAUACGAUUUGGGUCGAAGGUCAAAGCUGUGACCUCACAACAGACUUUUCUCGUUGUGAACACGACGUCUCUGGAGCAGGAACCUUCUCACAUUUAGCACAAGACCUCAGGAAACGUUAAAAACAUGAAGACAAAACUGCCCUGUAGGUGGCGACAAACACCCACAGGAGGGGAUUCUACUUCAAUGAUUUAAAUGUUUGAAUUAGUCACAGAAUAAUAAUUUGAUCAGCAACAGAAGUGGAAUUAAGAGAAUAAACUGUGCUGUUGUCAGUAAAGAAAAUGUCAUAAAAUGUAAUCCAGAUUAAUCAUAUUUGAUACAGACUGACGUGAGCCAGAUUAACACAAUGUGAUCCAGAUUGAUUUGAUGUAAUCCAGAGUAAUAAUCCAGGUAGAUUAUUUUAUUUUAUUUGUCCUUGUCAUCAGCUCAGAUUUAUUUAGUUCAUUCAUAUUUUUGAUGUAGAAAUGAAUCCGUUUCCAUGGAGACGAGGUUUUCAGGCAUCUUUUAUUCAACAUGUGACAGCAGACGGGUGUGACCUUUGACCUGAUCGUGCAGGUGUCGGUUCAGUAGCAACAGGACGAAUAAAUAAAAAGUGAAAACAACUCGUCAGA
Messenger RNA from Hippoglossus stenolepis (Pacific halibut), 5959 nucleotides. It is a transcript of the gene dlg1b, whose product is annotated as discs large MAGUK scaffold protein 1b. Gene Ontology annotation, cellular component: postsynaptic density membrane; neuromuscular junction; neuron projection. Gene Ontology annotation, molecular function: kinase binding. The transcript has 27 exons. NCBI's taxonomy places the organism in Eukaryota, Metazoa, Chordata, Actinopteri, Pleuronectiformes, Pleuronectidae. The record is from RefSeq and is a predicted model, not a curated record. The coding region runs from base 745 to 3741 and encodes 998 amino acids. Gene Ontology annotation, biological process: chemical synaptic transmission; neurotransmitter receptor localization to postsynaptic specialization membrane.